AUGACAUUUCUGUGCAUAUGUGACAUUAUUUACAAGAAGCAAGGAAUGAAGGCAUAUGAAUUUGAUCACAACCACUUGGAAGAAAACGAGAAGCUGUCGUUGUUGGUGCACUUUGGUCUAGCGGCUAAGGAGUUCGGCUCAUGUGCAAAUGCACUGGAGUUCGUUCCCGAUCGAAUGCCAGUAUUCGAGCCGCACAUGUUAUUACAGGUGAGGUGUCAGACUAGGCAAAUAAAGUUGAGUGUCCGGCAGAGCGUUGCAAUGAAUCUCUUUGUAGCGUCUUUAUUAGGUCACAACAUUUAAAA
Messenger RNA from Strongylus vulgaris, 302 nucleotides. Lineage: Eukaryota; Metazoa; Nematoda; Chromadorea; Rhabditida; Strongylidae. The record is from the annotation of a GenBank genome assembly.